Recurvomyces mirabilis is the source of this 531-nucleotide messenger RNA. RefSeq lists its product as uncharacterized. Lineage: Eukaryota; Fungi; Ascomycota; Dothideomycetes; Mycosphaerellales; Teratosphaeriaceae. The coding region runs from base 1 to 531 and encodes 176 amino acids. The transcript is spliced from 4 exons. Gene Ontology annotation, biological process: regulation of DNA-templated transcription. Gene Ontology annotation, molecular function: DNA-binding transcription factor activity, RNA polymerase II-specific; zinc ion binding. The record is from RefSeq and is a predicted model, not a curated record.
AUGGCGUCUUUCGCGCAUCCCGAGUCGUCGGACUCAUCGCAGCGUCGUGAAAGAGCUGCCAUGGCCGCCCAGGCUUGUCAAAAAUGCCGCAACCGCAAGAGCAAAUGCGACGAGCAACGGCCCAAAUGUGGGCUAUGUCAGCGCCUCAAUGUGGAUUGCGAGUAUCGAGAGCCUUUGCCAACGAAGAAAGACAAAACCAUUGUGCACAUCCUAGACACCUUGACCCGAUUGGAGAACAAGUUCGACAAUAUGGCCAUUACACAAGGAAGCAGUCCGGACUUGAACUCAUCUGGCGCCUGUGCUUCGGUGAGUGGGACGUCGUCGGUGUCGCUCGACAAGGCCUCACGAAGCGAGACUGGACAGCGGAAUACAGAAGGGUCGGCUUCCAGCGCCAAUGUGCAAAAGUCUUAUCAGCACCUCACGGUACCCCACAAGAUCAUGCUGUGGCCCGGCAUAUACAUACAUCUACUCAAUUCUGGUAUCUCGGCUGCAUCUGACUUGCAGUACGUCCUCCAAGAAGGAACGCCAUGA